AAUGUUCCGGAAUUCUAUUCCUUGAAAAAUAUGAAUAUGAGUGAACUGAAGAUACAUGUUUUUGCAGGAAAGUAAUCUUUUAGACACUAAAAUGAUCUAUAAAAUAAUUAUGGACAUUAUAGUGUGAAAGCAUUGGAUCCCAGACAAAGAACUCCAAUAUGCGCGAGGCAUUACGCUUGGCCUUGGUGGAUUAGUAUCAGGUUGGGAGACCUCCUGAGAAGCUUCAUCAAGGAUAUGCCUCGGUCACGCUCAAUUCAAAACGAGAGGCCAUUUGUAUGUAGCCUUGAAAAUUGUAAGGCGAGCUACAGAAGAAAGGAUCAUCUGAAUCGUCACCUUCUACAACAUCAAGGGAAAACUUUUAAAUGUCCUAUUGAGAAUUGCAAAAGUGGCUUCUCAUUGCAAAGCAAUUUGAAAAGACAUGUUGAAGAGAUGCAUGAUGAGAAUUCUACCCCUCCUUGUAGUGGUGAAAAUCAGAAGCAGUUUGUAUGUCCUGAAAUUGGCUGUGGUAAGGUUUUCAGAUAUGCAUCACAACUACAGAAGCAUGAAGAUUCUCAUGUUAGGCUUGAAACAAUUGAAGUGGUGUGCUUAGAGCCCGGUUGCAUGAAAUUUUUCACCAAUUCCGAGUGCCUUAAAGCUCAUGUUAAAUCCUGCCAUCAAUAUGUGACCUGUGACACUUGUGGGACUAAGCAACUGAAGAAGAACAUGAAGAGGCAUCUCCGCACACACGAAGCCAGCAAUUCAUCCGAAGCAUUUAAAUGUGAAUUUGAGGGUUGUGACAGCACGUUCUCAACUAAAUCUAAUCUUCAUAAGCAUGAGAAGGCUGUACACUUUCAAGUAAAGCCGUUUGUGUGUGGAUUUCCUAAUUGUGGAAUGAGAUUUGCUUACAAACACGUGAGAGAUAAUCAUGAAAAGACUGCAAAACAUGCUUUUGCCCUUGGUGAUUUUGAAGAAGCUGAUGAAGAAUUCAGGUCAAGGCCAAGGGGAGGGGCGAAGAGAAAAUGUCCUCCCACAGUAGAAAUGUUGGUUAGGAAGAGAGUUGCCCCACCUAGUCAAUUAGAGAACUUGCUAUUUGUGCAGGAUUGUCGGUAAGAUGGAUCAUACUUCUCUCUCUAGGCUAAAAGUUAUGUGGUGAGAGAAAGCAAAGAUGCAUGAGGAUGAAAAUCCUUUUGUUUAUUAUCAAGAAUAAGAUCCAAAGCUACUUGAGAGUCAGAUUCCAUGAUGAUAGACCUAUAACCAAGAUCCCACGCCAACUGAAGACCCUUCCAAAUAGCUGAAAGUUCAGCAAACAAAUUUAGUAGCUCUUCCACAAGAUCCGGAAAAACCAUGAAUCCAAUUCCCCCUAUUGUUUCUCAAAAGACCUCCAAAGCCUGCAUUACCAGGAUUAUCAAAAGAAGAUCCGUCCACAUUGAUUUUAAUAAAGUCUUCCGGUGGAGGAUUCCAACGCACCUGGCGGAUCACAUGGCGUUUAUUUGUUGGGACAAGAGCAAGAACCAUGGAAGAAUGGUAGGAUAUUAUAAUUUUAGGUUUAACUACAAUUUUCGUCCCUACAUCAUAUUUUUAAACAAAACAUAUGGUGAUAUGACAUGUUUUAAAUAAUGUGGUAUAUGAUAAAAUAAAAUCAAUGAAAUUGUAAGAAAUUCUUCUUAAAACAAUUUAAAUA
This is a messenger RNA of Medicago truncatula (barrel medic), 1660 nucleotides long. Its product is annotated as transcription factor IIIA. The transcript has 5 exons. The coding region runs from base 235 to 1089 and encodes 284 amino acids. Gene Ontology annotation, cellular component: nucleolus; nucleus. The record is from RefSeq and is a predicted model, not a curated record. Gene Ontology annotation, biological process: regulation of transcription by RNA polymerase II. Lineage: Eukaryota; Viridiplantae; Streptophyta; Magnoliopsida; Fabales; Fabaceae. Gene Ontology annotation, molecular function: 5S rDNA binding; DNA-binding transcription factor activity.